Chionomys nivalis (European snow vole) is the source of this 3022-nucleotide messenger RNA. RefSeq names its product membrane associated ring-CH-type finger 9 (gene Marchf9). Bases 594 to 1634 code for a protein of 346 amino acids. Gene Ontology annotation, biological process: protein ubiquitination. Lineage: Eukaryota; Metazoa; Chordata; Mammalia; Rodentia; Cricetidae. The record is from RefSeq and is a predicted model, not a curated record. Gene Ontology annotation, molecular function: ubiquitin-protein transferase activity; zinc ion binding. The transcript has 4 exons.
CCUGCUCGUGCUGGGCAGGGCGGGGAUGCGCAGUCGCGGCCCCUUCUCCUCCUCUCCCCCUCCCCGCCCCACCCCUCCCUCCAUCCCUCACCGGCUCCCCGGCUCCCGCCCCGCCCGCCCGCCGCUCCGGGGGGGUCUCCGCCGCCGCCGCCGCCGGAAGGAGCCGCCAUUUGCCACCGCCGAGCGCACGGGCCGAGCCGAGCCGGAUCCGGGAGUCGGAGCGGGAUUGGGGCUGGGAGGACGGCGAUGGGGGGCGGCCCCGCCGCAGAAAGACCGGGGCGCUUAAGCCCGGGCGCCCGGCCGGCUCCGGACCCCGACCCGCGGGGCGCGGCACCCUGAGCCCCUUCCCCGCCCCCUGCCCCUGCUCGGGCCAUGCCUGUCCACCCUGCCAUCCCCGGGCUGAUGGCCCUCUCGGCCCCGCGAGCCCUGGAGCCCCGGCAGUGGCAGCAGUGAACGGCGCUUGCAGGCCGCGGAGACCCCGGCCCGGUCCGGCGCUCCCGCGCGCGCCCCCUUCCCGGCCUUGUCCUCGCCCCUCCCCCCGCCGCCCGGGAGCCCCCCUCGCUCGCCGCCCCCCGCCCCCCGGUGCCCGGACGAUGCUCAAGUCUCGGCUCCGCAUGUUCCUGAACGAGCUGAAGCUGCUGGUGCUGACGGGCGGGGGGCGGCCCCGGGCCGAGCCGCAGCCCCGGGGGGGCGGGGGAGGCGGCUGCGGCUGGGCUCCCUUCGCUGGCUGCUCCGCCCGGGACGGCGACGGCGACGAGGAGGAGUACUACGGGUCGGAGCCGCGGGCCCGGGGCCUGGCCGGCGACAAGGAACCGCGGGCCGGACCCCCGCCGCCGCCCGCGCCGCCGCCGCCGCCCCCAGGCGCGCUGGACGCCCUGUCGCUCAGCAGCAGCCUGGACAGUGGGCUCCGAACCCCUCAGUGCAGGAUCUGCUUCCAAGGCCCGGAGCAGGGGGAGCUCCUGAGUCCUUGCCGCUGUGACGGCUCAGUGCGUUGUACACACCAGCCCUGCCUCAUCCGCUGGAUCAGUGAGAGAGGCUCUUGGAGCUGUGAACUCUGCUACUUCAAGUACCAGGUCCUGGCGAUCAGCACCAAGAACCCAUUGCAGUGGCAGGCCAUCUCCCUGACUGUCAUCGAGAAGGUCCAGAUUGCGGCCAUCGUUCUGGGCUCACUGUUCCUCGUCGCCAGCAUCUCCUGGCUCAUCUGGUCCUCGCUCAGCCCUUCAGCCAAGUGGCAGCGCCAGGAUCUCCUCUUCCAGAUCUGCUACGGCAUGUACGGCUUCAUGGACGUCGUCUGCAUAGGCCUCAUUGUUCAUGAAGGCUCUUCUGUCUACCGCAUCUUCAAGCGCUGGCAAGCAGUGAACCAACAGUGGAAGGUCCUGAAUUAUGACAAGACCAAGGACAUAGGAGGAGAUGCAGGGGGAGGGACAGCAGGGAAACCAGGCCCCAGGACCUCACGGACCAGCCCCCCGGCGGGGGCCCCCAGCCGGCCCCCAGCUGCCCAGCGCAUGCGGACGCUCUUGCCUCAGCGCUGUGGUUAUACAAUCCUGCAUCUCCUUGGACAGCUACGGCCACCGGAUGCCCGUUCCAGCUCUCAUUCUGGUCGAGAGGUUGUCAUGAGGGUCACUACAGUUUGACCUGGACUCCAGGGGCAGGGAUCUCAACUCAGAGUGGCAGCCAGAGAUGAGCUCUCCUGGCUGCUGAAGGUAUGACCUACACAAGGUGUUUGGGGCACAGCGGGCCCACCACUGAGGAUCUCUGUGGACAGCCUCAAGCUUGGAGACAUUGUCUGGCCUCUACUGCCCACAGAGUAGAGACACCUGGAUGACAUUCCAGCUCCCACCGACACCACCUCGUGCUCAUCUUGAGGAUGGCCGGCCAGCAGGCAGGCGGGCAAGCAGCUUUUCUUCUUGGAGAGAACCAUCUUUACCUCAGCUCUAGGGCCUCCAGUCCCCUGGCUCCACCAUGGUGACUUGGUAAAGGGAGACCAAUGCCAGAACACAAGGGGCUGUAGACCCCCAUUCCCCACCCCACGGCCACAGGGCAUCUGGCAAUAAGACUAGUAAACAUUGACCUCCCGUUCCCUGCAUGAGGGCGGGGGACUUCCCCCUGCCCCACCCCCCAUUGCAUGGGGGAAGGGCAUAAAGAAUCAUUUAUACGCACGUGGAGACUCCUUUCUCAUGGGGGCUUUUCUGAAGGCUGGAGGGUGUGGGGAGGCUCCUCAGCACAAGUUUGGAGUCCAAGCGUGGCUGGUAGCUGGAGGGACCCCUGCUUGCUUGCGAAUAGUUCACGCUGGCCGCUAGGUGGCAGUGCUCGAGGUAGCAGAGGAAGGUGGACUUGACACCUGUGAGUUAUAUGACUUAGAAACUUAGAAAAAAAAUCUGAUCCCCCCCCCCCCCCGUCUACCUCAUAGACUUGGAAUGAGGCUAAAUGAGGGAUGGGUUAAAUGCCAGUACAAAGACAUUGGUAGUGGUGGAAAAGGGUUCUGGACUCGUUGCCGUCCACUGAUUUCAGGUGGUAGGUGGCAUAUUGUCUGAAGGGCACGGAACUUUAACAUUCCGAGUGACAGAGUUACAGCGACUGCAGGGCAGUGGUUAUUGUAGGAAUAAGAACACUUUGACCCCCCAAACACUGAACUUGGGGCAACGCUGGAGCUACUCAGCCUGUUCUGAGAACACCUGUGUUCAGUCCUUUCCAGGGUCUGUGUCCCCCAAACAUGUUGUGCGAUGAACAUGGACUCAUUCGGAGUGACAGGGAGGGAGCCUCUUCCCUCACAGUUAGGUCUUUAAUCCCAGUUGAAACUGUAGCAGUUCAGGGUCACAGGUUUGAUCCAGGUGUGCCCAGCUAGUGCUAUCUCUGGAAGGUAGAAGCAUAGGAGAGCUGUUGUUUAUUAGAGAAACGGUUUGGGAAAUGUGGGUCCGAGGGCUGGGGGUGCGGGUCCGUGGUAGGAGUGCUUGCUGGUGUGCAUGAGGGCCUGGGUUUAACUCCAUACCACCAAAAGAUUAUGUGGCUCAACUUGAAGCUU